AUUACCUUUUCUAAGAUCAAACAACCUUCAUACUCUUUAAUUUGGUCAUUUAGCAGAGGUGUAGGAGGGAAAUUAAAAGUGUGUGUGUGUGUGAGGAGGUCCAAGGUUUAUUUGACCGAGGAAGAGAGGGAAUGUGUGCCACGGGAGCACACAUUAUGGCCGAGAUCCGGGGCUCGCCUAAAGUCCAUGGAAGCUCUUGGGUUCUGGGUUAAAUUUUAUAUUUUCUUCUCCUUUUCCAGAGGGUAAUUUUCGUAAUUUUGAUGCAUUUUUACUGUUUUGUCAUUUAUCUGUUUUUAGUUUGAUCUCUAAUAUGUACAUGUGAACGGGAAGGACGGAGGAGAUGGGUACGAAGAGUAUGAACUUGGAAGCUGUAUUAGUUAUCAAGAAGUGAAAGGUCAUCUUUAUCACGCACUGUUCCAUAAUCUGUUUGCAUCGGCGUGGAGUAGAACUAGAACUUAGAAGGGAGAAUAGACGGUCAAAAAGCUUCAGCAAUGUUGCAGUCUGUUCCAGUCACUGUUUUUUCUUGUCUUGUUGCUAUGACCAUUGUGGGGUUGACUACUGUUAUUAUCUUAACUUGGAGUAAAUGUAAAAAUUUAAAGUUUGUUCCUGUUGCCCGAAUAAAGAAAAUUAUCUUGUAUCCUGUGAAGUCUUUAAGAGGAGUAGAACUGGAACAUGUGGAGUGCACAGAAUUGGGGUUAAGAGCAGGGAGCUGGAGAGAUAGGUGCUUCAUGAUUGUUAAGAGUGGUGGAAAUUUCAUCACACAGAGACAGGAGCCUCAACUGGCCCUUUUAACACCAUCUUUACAUGGAAAUCAGUUGCAUAUCGAUGGUCCAGGAAUGAAGACAUUAAAAGUAGAAUGUCUAAAAAAAUUAAAACUUGGUGUAAAAGUAUCAAAAUGUAGAAUAUUCCAUGAUUAUGUUGAAACAGUUGAUUGUGGAGAUGAAGCAGCAACAUGGAUUCAGAAUUAUCUGAGACAAGAUGAUCUUCGAUUUGUCCAGUUUUUACCAGACUUCAAACCAAGAUGUGCCAGUGUCAAAAUGGGAGUUUUUCAUAAGCCCAAAGAAUAUUUGGUAAGUUUUCACUUUUUUGAAGAUAUCUAAAA
This is a messenger RNA of Limulus polyphemus (Atlantic horseshoe crab), 1102 nucleotides long. It is a transcript of the gene mal, whose product is annotated as mitochondrial amidoxime reducing component 2-like. The coding region runs from base 492 to 1100 and encodes 202 amino acids. Lineage: Eukaryota; Metazoa; Arthropoda; Merostomata; Xiphosura; Limulidae. The record is from RefSeq and is a predicted model, not a curated record. The transcript has 4 exons.